Molecule: messenger RNA, 1858 nt
Organism: Eremomyces bilateralis CBS 781.70
Lineage: Eukaryota; Fungi; Ascomycota; Dothideomycetes; Eremomycetales; Eremomycetaceae
Product: putative proteasome regulatory particle subunit
Exons: 4
Coding region: 106-1584 (492 amino acids)
Cellular component (GO): proteasome regulatory particle, lid subcomplex; nuclear proteasome complex; cytoplasm
Source: RefSeq, a predicted model, not a curated record
AACCGCCUUGGAACCUACUUCCACAGGAGAGCCGCUUGCUCCAUUUCCUUGAAUAUCAAGACCACCGAACACUUAUAGCAUACCCCCCAUCUCAGAUUGCCCGUCAUGUCUAGCGGGCAGCUGUUGAAGGCCGAAAAGGACUUUACAAAGGAGGCCGACCAGCUGAUUCCCGAAGCAGAGCAGCUUGCAAAGUCCGAUAUCAAUGGAGCGAUCGAGAAACUCCUUGUGCUGGAGAAGAAGGCUCGACAGGCCUCCGAUCUGGCCUCGACGAGUAAAGUCCUUCUCUCGAUUGUCAACAUGUGCAAGGCUGCCGGAGACUGGUCAUUGCUAAAUGAGCAGGUGCAACUCCUAUCGAAAAAGCAUGGUCAGCUCAAACAGGCGGUCACCAAGAUGGUGCAGACGGUCCUCGGAUUCUUAGACGAUACUCCGAACACGGACGUCAAGCUAUCUGUCAUUGAUACCCUGCGGACGGUGACGGAAGGGAAGAUCUUCGUCGAAGUCGAGCGAGCCCGAGUUACCAAAAUCCUCAGUAACAUCAAGAAGGAACAGGGAGACAUCAAGGCGGCCACGGAGAUUCUAUGUGAGCUGCAAGUCGAGACGUUCGGGUCGAUGACUCGCCGCGAAAAAACCGAGUUCAUCCUGGAGCAAGUGGAGCUAUGCGUCGAGAACGGCGACUGGACACAGGCCGGGAUUUUGAGCCGGAAAAUCAGCACGAGGUACUUCGGCCGUAAACCGAAGAAAAGCCCGGAACAACUGGAGAAGGAGAAGAAGGAACGGGAAGAAAAAGAGAAGACGAGGAGUGCCGACGAGCCACCGCCAGAGCCGGAAGAUGAUGUGACGGAUCUGAAGCUGCGGUACUACGAGCUCCAAGUCACUCUGGCAAAGCAUGAUGACAAAUAUCUAGACACCUGCAAAUACUAUCGACAGGUGUUGGACACGGAGGCGGUGGAAGAAAACGCACAACAGCUCACCGCGGUCCUACAGAGAAUCAUCUACUUCAUCAUCCUCGCCCCCUACGAUAACGAACAAUCCGACCUCCUCCACCGCAUCUUCCGUGACUCCCGCAACGAGCAACUCGUCAAAACCGACUACAAGCUCCUCGAGAAGUUCACCAAACCCGAAAUCAUGCGAUGGCCCGAAGUCGCCGAAGUCUGGGGCGCCCACCUCUGCUCAACCGACAUCUUCUCUGCCAACGACGAUCCGAAGGACCCCAAAGCCUUCCAGCGGUGGCAAGACCUCCGCAAGCGCGUCAUCGAGCAUAACGUGCGGGUGAUCGCGAAGUACUACACGCGGAUCGGCAUGUCGCGGCUCCAGCAGCUGCUCGACCUCGAGGGCGACGAGACGGAGAAGUACAUCAGCGACCUAGUGACGGCGAAGACCAUCUAUGCUAAGAUCGAUCGGCCCGCCCGAGUCAUCAGUUUCGCCAAGCCACGCGAUGCGGACGAUGUGCUGAACGAGUGGAGUGGAAACAUGAAGAGUUUGCUGGGGUUGCUGGAGCGGAUCGAUCAUUUGAUCACGAAGGAGGAGAUGAUGGCCAGGAUCAAGCCGGUGGGGUCAAAGAGUAAGGGGGAGACGGCAAGCUAAGCGGGUGACGGGCUCAUGCUUAAGGAUGCGGAUGGCAAACGCAAAGGGGUGUGCAUGCGGACUGGCGCAAUGGUAUCCAAGCGGCUUUUGUGUUGAUACAUUAGAUUGCGAUUCAAAUGGAUUGGUCGGGCGUAGAAACUGGAGUAUCCUUCAGCUAGUCUCCCUCCGCAUCCUUCAAUAUUGUACUCGAAGCACACGAGGUCCGAUUGAAAUGAAGAUUAUCCUGCUUCGUUCAAUUCCAAUUUGUAUCUACUCUUCAAAUAUCGAUGCUAUU